UACUUACUUUAAAUGAACCAGACAUUUUUAUUUGUAACAGGUGAUGCAGCACUUCCCAACAAUAACAGACACGUACAUGUUGUAUUAGUUCCAGGGUGUGCUAACUUAAAGUAAAUCAUAAAUGUUUGAUCRCAGGUAUGUAGUUUGUAUUAAGGCUCACACCUAAGUCAACAUGCAGCAGGACCUCAAAUUUAUUCUGCCUGUAUUUGUUUAAGAGGAAGGGUAUUAUUGGCUGUUUUCCCCAAACUGAUUGACUGGUUGGUGCUUUUUUUUUUUUUUUUUUUGCUCAUGAAUAUAUUUAAAAGGAAAGAACGUCUAACAGAUUUUCAUACAACCACCUAAUAGGUACGAAUAUUUGUUUGAAUCUUUGCACACUUAUUAAAUUCUUGCAUUUGCAUAAUUUAAUGUAUAUUUACAAAAUAAUUGAAAUUUUAACUCUGCUUUUUUAUUUUUUAUUUUAUUUUUAUACAGCCAUGGGGAACCUGUUGCUGUUCUGUGUGUUGGGGGCAUUCCUGGGUCGUCCAUCUGGCGCUGGCUGGGUAGGAAGGGAGUUUGCCGUGUCGUUUAUGGAGAACUAUGCGCCGCGCUAUGAUACUCCUAGUUUCCAGGUGUACAUCACAGCUGUCCAAGCCAAUACAAAAGUGACCGUACAGGUACCUUCCUUGAAGUUUAAAGUGGAGAAGACGCUGAAGGCUGGCGAAGGGACCACCGUCAGUGUCCCGACUGAAGUUGAAAUGUACGACAGCACAAAGUCUCCCAACACCGUGCGCAUUGAAGCAUCAGCAGAUGUGUCCGUGACAUCCUUUAGCUACAAGCUUUACACGACAGACACCUCCGUGGUGUAUCCAACCACAGAGUGGGGUACAGAAUACUUCGUUAUCACUCCUCCCGGAACCCCCUUUGGCUCCAAUAAAGAGUUUGCUGUGGUCAAUGGAAAAGACAGCAACAAGGUAGAGGUCUUCCCAGAGGGGUCUAUUGAGUUCCAGGGUCGAGUUUACGGAAAAGGCAGCAAACUGGAAAUUGAUCUGCAGCCGUAUGAGAGCGUGCAACUCCAGAGCAAGUACGACCUGUCUGGGAGCAGAGUUUCCUCCAAGCUUCCCAUCACGGUGUUCACUGGCCACACGUGCACGUGGCGCUUCUCCAAGUGCAACCACGUUUAUGAGCAGCUCCUGCCGGCGAGCAACUGGGGAUCCAGCUUCAUCGUGCCCCCACUGAGCUUCCAGAAGAAGUAUGAUACUGUGUACCUCAUGGCCUCCCAGCCCACCCGGGUCACUGUCAAUCAGGGCAGCCGAAAAUAUGAUUUCAGUAUUUCCAGGGGGGAGGUAAAGGACAUCAACUACCUCACCCCUGAAACCUUGUUUAUUCAGGCUGAUCAUGGCAUCCAGGUCCUCCUGCUCUUCAAUGGCGCCAGUGAUGGCUUUUUGCAAUACUAUGACCCAUUUCUACUGACCAUCACACCCACAGACCGCUUCUGCUUUUCCUACUCACUGGGCGGUAUCGACGGCUUUGAUAACAAAGCUCUGAUUGUGGCAAAAACCAGUGUCACUGGUACGCUUCGUUUAGAUAGCGGAAAUCUGCCAAAAGACGUUGAGUGGAAAAACAUUGCAGGGACAGAUUUCUCCUGGGCCGAAAUGUCCUACAAACAAGUCCCCGGCAGCAGUGGUCACACUGUGUCCAGCUCUGGUUCCAGCUUUGGUCUCUACAGCGUAGGGAUCAGUCAGAUGAAUGGCUAUGGUGCUGCAGGACACUGUAUACAGCAAGCAAGUGGAUCUCUGUCCUGCAGCAGUAUCACCUGCAGUCCUAAUGAGGUGUGUGAAAUGGAUGGUGGGUAUCCCUCCUGUGUCUCCAAACCUGUGAAAACAAAGUUUGGCACCUGCUGGGCCAUGGGGGAUCCUCACUAUCGCACCUUUGAUGGAAAAAGAUUUGACUUUAUGGGCACCUGUGCUUACACCAUCGCUAAAAACUGUGGAGAUGACCGUCUUCCAGCCUUCGAAGUCCUAGCUCUGAAUGAAAACAGAGGCAGUCGCAGAGUGUCGUACGUUGGCCAGGUCAUCGUAAAGGUUUACGACGUCACAAUUACAGUGGUCAGGUCUGAGCAGGGUCGAGUGAGAGUUGACAAUAGUUUGUGGAGUUUGCCAAUCGUUUUAAACAACGGCAAAAUAAACAUGUAUCAGUGUGGUCGCUCUGCAGUUAUAGAGACAAGCUUUGGUCUCACGGUACGUUACGACUGGGAUCACAAUCUCGUGGUUGCCCUGUCUGACAGUUAUGCCGGUAAGACCUGUGGACUCUGUGGGAACUUCAACGGCAACCCCAGUGAUGAUUUUGCCACACCUUCUGGAACUCAGGCAGGAGGGGUUGUGGCCUUCGGGGGCAGCUGGAAGGUGCCAGGCGUGGGGUCUGAUCCUCAGUGCAGAGAUGACUGUGUGGGUGGGUGUGACAGCUGUAAUAGUGAUUUGAUGAAGAAGUAUGAGGAUGAAUCCUUUUGUGGGCUCAUCACAAAAGCAAACGGUCCAUUCAGCAAAUGUCAUCCAGUUGUUGAGCCACAAGCAUACCUGGAGAACUGUAAAUAUGACCUGUGCAUGGGAGAUGGUCUUAGACAGUUUCUUUGCAAGGCCCUGGAGGCUUACACCGACGCCUGUCAGGACGCUGGGGUCCAGAUUCAAGACUGGAGGAAGCUGGCAAAAUGCCCUUUUCAAUGUCCAACCAACAGUUUCUAUGAGCUCUGUGGAAACGCCUGCCCUGCCACUUGUUCUGACCCUAAUGCCCCCUCRAAAUGCAAUCGCCCCUGUGUGGAGACCUGCACCUGUAACAAAGGCUUUGUUUUAAGCGGAGACAAGUGUGUGCCCGCUGCAGACUGUGGUUGCACCUACCAGGGUCACUACAUUCCUGCGGGAGAGACAUUCUGGGGGGACCAGAACUGUGAGCAGUGGUGUAAGUGUGUCCCCGGCAGCAGACGAGUGGACUGCCAGAAAAAAGGCUGUGGGGCAAGUGAGCAAUGCAAGGUGGUCAACGGCAUCAGAAAAUGCCAAUCAGUAUCGUUCAGUACCUGCCAGGCCACAGGUGACCCCCAUUACGUGACCUUUGACCAGAACAAGUUUGACUUCCAGGGCACAUGUGUGUACCAGCUUGCCGCACUCUGCUCUAAGGACCCAGAGCUAGUGCCCUUUGAAGUCCGGGUUCAGAAUGAGAACCGGGCCAACAAGGUGGUGGCCUUCACUAAACUAGUAGAGAUCAAGGUGUACUCCGUUAGCAUYGUCAUAACAAAGACGUACAAAGGCUCGAUUUUGGUAAGACAUUCAGUAAACGAUGAGCUCGUCAAUCUGCCUGUCACCCUCAACGAGGGUCAGAUAUCUGUGUAUAAGAGUGGAUGGUACGCCGUCGUCACCACAGACUUUGGCCUGAAAGUCACUUUCAACUGGGAUAGCGCCGUGUUCGUGACACUGCCAAGCAGCUACAAGGGAGCAGUGUGUGGCCUCUGUGGUAACUACAACGGUGUACCCCAGGAUGACUUGAUCCCAAAGAAUGGUGACAAACCUGUCAAACCGGCAGAGUUUGGGACCAGCUGGCGGGUGGCAGAGAUCCCGGGCUGUGUUGAAGGCUGUAAAGGGGUGUGUCCCAGCUGUGACAUCAACGAAAAGGUUCAGUACGAAAAGAACGAUUUCUGUGGCAUGAUCAGCGACCCCAAGGGKCCUUUCCGUGAGUGCCAUGCCAAGAUCAAUCCAUCUGGUUAUUUUGAUGACUGCGUUUAUGACGUGUGCCUGUAUAAGGGCAGGAAGGAUGUGCUGUGUCAGGCGAUUACGUCAUACACAUCUGCCUGUCAAGGAGCGGGGGCCACGGUGUACAGCUGGAGAACCAGUCAGUUCUGUGCUGUGAAAUGUCCCAUUAACAGCCACUACGAAGUUUGUGCAACUGCUUGUCCUGCAACCUGCAACAAUCUAGCUCCUUCUGAGGGCUGUCAGACUUCGUGUGGGGAGGGCUGUGCCUGCGAUGAAGGUUUUAUUCUCAGCGGGGAUCUCUGCGUGCCCUUCUCACAGUGCGGCUGCAUCUACAACAACCGCUACUACCGCGUCGGUGAAGUGUUUUAUCCCAGCGGGCAGUGCCAGGACGAGUGCAAGUGCACACAGGACGGACAGGUUGAUUGUAAGAAGUUCACAUGUGGCCCUAACGAGAAGUGCAAGCUAGAAAAUGGAAUCCAGAAAUGUUACCCUGUUGGUAAAGGGUUGUGCCAGGCUUCCGGUGACCCCCACUACCUCUCAUUUGAUGGGCAGAAAUUUGACUUCCAGGGCACGUGCACGUACACUCUGUCUAAAAGCUGCGGGCUGGAAGGCACCCACCUGGAGGCGUUCUCUGUUCAGGUGGAGAAUGUGCAGUGGGACCAAAUGAGAGGAAAGAAAAAAGUUUCAGUCACCAGGCUGGUUGCAGUGGAGGCCUACGGCUUCACUCUAAUCCUGAGAACAAAAAUGCAAGGAGUGCUGGUAAAUGGAGUGUUCCACAACCUUCCUUUAAAUCUUAAAGAGGGAGCAGUUCAAGCUUAUCAGGAGGGCAGAAACUUGGUUAUCAGAACAGAUUUUGACCUGAUCGUUACCUACGACUUAGUCUAUCACGUGACGGUCACCGUGCCUGGUAAUUAUCGUGGAAAGGUCUGCGGCCUGUGCGGCAACUUCAACGGGAACAACCUAGAUGACUUCCAGAUGUCCAACAAUAAGCUCACCAGCAACGUCAACGAAUUUGGCACAUCUUGGAAGGUCACCAUUCCUAACGUGGUGUGUGAAAACGGUUGUGAGGGGGACAACUGUCCGAAGUGUGACCCAGCUCGCAAAGAUGUGUUUUCCAAGCCCACAUACUGUGGCAUUAUGACGGCGCCCAAAGGUCCUUUCGCAGGCUGUCACAGUAAGCUCAGCCCGCAGCCGUACUUUGACGACUGCGUGUUUGAUCUSUGCGCUUCCAACGGAGACGGAGAUGUGCUUUGUGACAGUGUAGCAGCUUAUGCCUAUAACUGUCACAUGGCAGGAGUGGAUAUCAGCUGGAGGACUCCAUCUUUYUGCCCCAUGCAAUGCCCCUCAAACAGUCAUUAUGAUGUGUGUGCUGAGAGCUGCUCUGCUUCCUGCCGUGGCCUCACUGAGAUCGUGGACUGCCCMACGGGAGGCUGCACAGAAGGCUGUGCAUGUGAUGCAGGCUUCCUGUUCAACGGUCAGACAUGCGUCAAAGAAACUGAAUGUGGAUGCUAUGACAAAGGAAAAACAUAUAAGCCUGGUGAAGUUGUAUACGAGGACGAUUGCGCCACAAAGUGCACCUGUAAUCCAGCAACAGGCCUCACUUGUGAAAAACACACCUGUCCUCCAAGCACAAAAUGCAUGGUCAAGAAUGAAAUUAGGGCGUGCUACAACACAGACCCCUGCAAAGAUGCCAACUGUCGUAUUCAAGAAACAUGCCGUGUAGACAAGGGUGAGGCUGUGUGCACCCCGAAGUACACAGGCACCUGCUGGGCCUGGGGUGACCCCCACUACCACACGUUCGAUGGUCUAAACUUUGACUUCCAGGGRACCUGCAAGUAUGUCAUCUCAAAGACCUGCGGGGACCUGGGUGGUCUGGUUCCUUUCUCUGUCACCGAGAGGAAUGAUAACAGAGGAAAUACGGCCGUUUCUUACGUCAGGGAGGUUGACGUGCUUGUGUACGGGAACACCGUCACCAUUCGAAAGAGCCAAGUUGGUCAAGUCACGGUGAAUGGGGAGCUGGUGAAUCUUCCCGUAUAUCUGGGUGAUGGCCAAGUAUCUGUGCUUCAAAAAGGAGCCACCGCUGAGCUUGUGACAGAUUUUGGCUUGGUGGUUUCRUACGAUUACAACUGGCAUCUUCUCAUUAAGCUUCCCAGCAGCUACUAUGGCAGCGUCUGCGGUCUGUGUGGCAACUUCAAUGGCAAYGCAGGCGACGAACUCCAGAAUCCCGCUGGCAAAGCUGUCUCCUCAGUAAUUGAAUGGGCCAAGACCUGGCAAACACCAGAUCAAGACAAGGACUUUCCAUGCUGGGACAGCUGUGAAAAAAACUGUCCGACCUGCGACGAUAAUGAUAGGAAACUGUACGAAACCCAGGCUUUCUGUGGGGCCUUGGCCGCCAAGACCAGUAACCUUUUUGGGAAGUGCACUGGAAAACUGGAUCCUCAGGCCUUCAUGAACAGCUGUGUGUAUGACAUGUGUUUAAAUAAAGGGGACAAGAAAAUGCUGUGCCAGGCGCUGGCCUCGUACAGUAAACAGUGUCGUGAGCAGGGAGUGAUAAUCGAGGGCUGGAGGAAGACUUUUGGCUGUCCAAUGAACUGUCAGCUCAACAGCCACUACGAAGACUGUGCCAACCCUUGCCAGCCGUCCUGCCCAUUCCCUGAGGAACAGCCGAAGUGCGACGGUGUAUGCGUGGAGGCCUGUGUGUGUGACAAAGGUUAUGUCCUCAGCGCCGGUGACUGUGUGCCAGCUAAGACGUGCGGCUGUUCUCAUCAGGGCCGGUACUACAAGCCAGGCCAGCAGUUCUGGGCCGACGAGGCUUGUGGCCGCCUGUGCGUCUGCGACACAGUUCUGGGCAUGGUGACGUGUCGCGAGGCCUCCUGCUCGUCCGGGGAGAGGUGCGCCGUGGUGGAUGGGGAGCGCACCUGCCARCCCAUCAGCUACGCCACCUGCACGGCUUCAGGCGACCCGCACUACCGCACUUUUGAUGGUCGCAAGUUCGACUUCCAAGGCACGUGCGUUUAUCAGCUGGCCGGUCUUUCUUCGGAAAAGCCGGGGCUGGUGCCGUUCAAAGUCACCGUGCAGAAUGAGAACCGGGGAAACAAGGCCGUGGCCUACACAAAGACUGUCRCAAUUUCCAUUUAUGGUGCCACUCUCAUUAUCAGCAGAGAGUACCCCUACAAGGUCCUGCUAAACGAUCAGCUCGUCUCGUUGCCUCUGGGUUCUAAUAAUGAGCUGAAAGUGUUUCGAAGUGGCCAAACAGCUGUAGUGGAGACAGCAGCUGGAAUUACUGUGAGCUUCGACUGGCAGAGCACGGUGACAGUCGCUCUGCCCAGCAGCUACCAGAACGCCGUCGGCGGCCUGUGCGGCAACUACAACGGGAACGCUCAGGAUGAUCUGACCAUGCAGAACGGCAAACCUGCCCCUGAUGGCACCAAGCUGGGGGAGAGCUGGCAGGUGGGCCUUGCACCGGGCUGUUCCUCAGUCUGUCAGGGCCCGUGGUGCCAGGCCUGUUCAGACUCCCAGAAGAAGGUGUACGAGGCCACACAGUACUGUGGUAUCAUCGCUGACAAAACGGGGCCCUUCAGAGAGUGUCACAAAAACAUUGACCCCGCUCCUUAUAUGGAGGACUGUGUUUAUGAUGUCUGUCAGUACCACGGCCAUCAUGGAUCAGUGUGUGAUGCUGUAGAAGUGUAUGCGUCUGCCUGUCAGGGUAAAGGARUCGCCAUACAAUCCUGGAGAACAGAAACAUUCUGCCCAAUGGUGUGUCCCGCUAACAGCCAUUACACCUUGUGCGCCACUGGCUGCCCAUCAACCUGCGCUAGCUUAGCCUCUUUUACCACCUGCCACAGGAGCUGUGUAGAAGCCUGUGAGUGCGACCAAGGCUACCUGCUGAGUGGGGAUGUCUGUGUGCCUGUGAGAGAAUGUGGCUGCUCCUACAAUGGYCAGUACUACAAGCUGGGUGACUCUUUCUACCCCGAAGACAAGUGCAUGCAGAAAUGCACCUGUGGAGAGAACGGGGCCAUWACUUGCCAAGCGGCUAAGUGCCGUCCAGGAGAAGUUUGUAAGCUCGUGAACGGGGUGAAAGGAUGCCACCCGGAAGAGGAAGGGAAGUGUGUGGCUUCUGGCGAUCCACAUUACACUUCCUUCGAUGGGAGGAAGUUUGAUUUCCAGGGUACGUGUGUGUAUGUUCUGGCCAAGGUGAGCGAUGACGACAAAGGGCAACUCACGUCAUUYACGGUCACUCAGGGCAACGAAAAGUAUGGAAAUGGCAAAGUGGCUGUGACAAAGUCUAUUGCAGUCACRGUCUAUGGUUAUGUGAUUAACAUCCAGCAGCGUGUGCAAUGGAAAGUCCUUGUGAACGGUGAGCUGCUCAACCUCCCUCUCUCCCUAGAGGAGGGYCGUCUCACAGUUACGCAGGAAGGUCGCAACAUAGUCGUCCAGACCRAGUUCGGACUCAGAGUCCUCUAUGACACGGUGUAUUACAUUGAGGUGAUUGUUCCUUCAACGUACCAGGGUAGGAUGAGUGGUCUUUGUGGCGACUACAACAAGAAAAGCGGUGAUGAUUUCAAACUUCCUGGAGGCAGUCAAACUAACAGUGUCGACGAGUUUGGUAAGGCGUGGGUGCUGGACCUGCCUGGGUACGUGUGCGGCGGCUGCGGAGGAGAAUGUCCGACGUGUGAGCCGGCUAAGGCUGCUCUGUACGGAACGCCUGACUACUGUGGCAUUAUUAGUGCACCUAACGGGCCUUUCAAAGCCUGCUACRGUAAAAUCAAUCCUGCCGCGUACCUCUCUGAUUGUGUGUUUGAUGUUUGUGCUACGGGCGGCGACAAGAACACUCUGUGUGACAGCGUCCAGGCCUACGCUCUGGCCUGCCAGAGCGUAGGAAUUCAAAUCCAGACGUGGAGGAGCAGCUCUUUCUGCCCUGCUUCCUGCCCUCCGCACAGUCACUAUGAAGUGUGUGCUGACACCUGCACUGGGACGUGUGCCAGCUUCAUUCAACAAGUUACCUGCUCUGAAAGAUGCUUUGAAGGAUGCCAAUGCGAUGCUGGCUUUGUUUUUGAUGGCAUCCAGUGCGUUCCUCUUGAAAACUGUGGGUGUGUGCACAACGGCACAUAUCUGACGACGGGUCAAGCAUUGGUGGACAAAGAAUGCAACUCUCGCUGCGUGUGCCAGGCCUCAGGGCUGGUAAAAUGUGAGAAGCUGUCCUGUGCCAGCGGAGAGGUCUGUGACGUAAGAGAUGGGAUCAGAGGUUGUCACAUCAAACAGGCCCACUGCAGCGUCAGCCCAGUCGGCGAGCUCGACUCCUUCGAUGGCAUGUCCGGAACGGUUAAAACACAGGGGGCGUUUGAGUUGGCGUCUGUGUGCGACGAAAACUCGAAGCAGUGGUUCCGUGUUGUUGUGGAUGUCAGGAUCUGCAGCAAGACGGAGCCCGCCGCCGUUGCAGCGCUGUACGUGUUCUUCAAAGACGCCACAGUGACGGUGAACAGCCAGCAUGAAGCCUGGAUAAAUGGAAGGAAAGUCUCUCUUCCAAGCCAGGUGACAAAUGAGCUAUCAGUCCAAAUCUCCGACAGAAGGGUGGUCAUUGAAAGGCAAUCAGCUGUGCAGGUCACCUACUCCAUUUCACGGGAGGUUACUGUCACUAUUGACACUAAUCUGUCCGGGAAAAUGUGUGGUGCCUGUGGUAACUACAACAGUGACUCCAAAGACGACAUGAAGACCGCAGAUGGGAAAAUCACCUCUGAUGUGUUGGUGUUUUUCAGCUCUUGGAGCGCUGGAGACUUUCCAAGAUGUGGUCUGUAGAGAUGCUGGUUCUGCAUCAACAGACAUCCGGUACUCAGGAUGAAGACAGCCUUUUUUGUUCGCAGCUUUGCUYGUCAUACUUCACCAACCACUUGCUCUUUUGUUUCCUGGCGAUCUGGUGUUUUGUUCUCCUUGCAGGUGUUGAACCAUGUUUUGGCUCAGUCUUGUCCAACACCUCCAUCUAGUGGAAAAAUAAAAAAAGGCAAUGAUUCUUUCAAACAAUGUUGAUGAUGCCCAUCUCUGCUUUCACAAUCUGCUUGUUAAUAAAAAGAAACCUGUUCUGACCAUUCAAUAAACACAUUUUAUUGAUGAUAUGUGUUCAAACAAUUUGUAAUGCUGUACUGUAUUUCUCUAUUCUACUAAAAGCUGCUAUUUUUGACAUGUAAAAUAAAUUGCAUGUAUCUAA
Austrofundulus limnaeus is the source of this 9918-nucleotide messenger RNA. It is a transcript of the gene fcgbp, whose product is annotated as Fc gamma binding protein. Bases 405 to 9512 code for a protein of 3035 amino acids. The record is from RefSeq and is a predicted model, not a curated record. NCBI's taxonomy places the organism in Eukaryota, Metazoa, Chordata, Actinopteri, Cyprinodontiformes, Rivulidae. Gene Ontology annotation, molecular function: protein binding. The transcript has 22 exons.